AUGGCCAAGGAUCCGAACUUCAGGACGCAGCAGGAGAAGAUAGAUGCCAUGACCAUGGAAAUCAAGGUGCCGGUGUUGGGCAGUGGUUACAUCCAGCUGCCGCCUCAGAAGCGCUUUGAGAAGCCCCUGGUCAUGCAGCCGCCCACCGUGGCGGUGAGGUUCCGUGCGCCGCCGCCCCGCCGCGUCUAG
Molecule: messenger RNA, 189 nt
Organism: Monoraphidium neglectum
Lineage: Eukaryota; Viridiplantae; Chlorophyta; Chlorophyceae; Sphaeropleales; Selenastraceae
Exons: 2
Coding region: 1-189 (62 amino acids)
Source: RefSeq, a predicted model, not a curated record